Molecule: messenger RNA, 1605 nt
Organism: Mizuhopecten yessoensis (Yesso scallop)
Lineage: Eukaryota; Metazoa; Mollusca; Bivalvia; Pectinida; Pectinidae
Exons: 1
Coding region: 1-1605 (534 amino acids)
Source: RefSeq, a predicted model, not a curated record
AUGGACUCGUUGGUUCUGCCACCUGAAUGUACCGAGCGCACAAAUAGAGACAUAUUCUUGACUAACACUUUUAAUAUGUCAUUCUUGGAGGACACGGAUUUACAGAGUUCGGAGCCAUUCGAUUGUUCCGUCCAUGGUCCUGCCCUGACAAACGAAACCCUCAAACAUGACUUUGUGAAUGCUAUUAGAUGUGAACAAUCACACAAUCUCUUGGACGCGUACCUCAACCGUCGCCGUACUUGGCCAGACUCGUCUGCGUUGGAGAGACUGCGUACUAUUAAUUGUGUACUUGUCACUCUCAGUCAUCCCAACAGCUCUUCGCCAUCGCUCGAGUUCCGGAUCUCAUUUGCAUCUGUUGAAAAGAAUUUAAUCAGAAACUUCUCCGACAACCAGUUUGCUUGUUAUGGUUUUCUCAAAAUCGUCAAAAGACGAAUUGAAUCGGAUGAUGCCGAGUUAAAGACUGAACUGAAAUCCUACUAUUUAAAAACUGCAUUACUGUGGAUCAGUGAACAGUUAGAACCAAGUAUCUGGACCGACACAAACUUCCUGUAUUGCACGUCGAUUUGUCUGUCAUAUCUUCACCACUGUCUCCGUUCACGGAAUCUUCCACAACUGUUCCAACCAGAGAACAAUCUGGUCGACCACCUGCAGAUUGAAGACUGUGACAGAAUGGCAAAUGCUCUUGAGAAGUACAUUCUUUUUCCGGUAAACGCCAGGAUGUUUAUGAGGUGUUGGUGCGACGAUUCAUUUGACCAACACUUUGACAAACUUUUGGCACGACCACGAAGAAACUUGCAUGAAGGUAUUGCUGACAUUUUGCAAAAGAUAUCCGCUACAAAACUUCAGAUAGACCUGAUAUCCCCUCUUGUUGAGUCCGGCACGAUUUCGUUUUAUCUGCUUGGUUGCACAGUAGCGGCUGAUAGUGUCGUUAGUCGAGUUCUAUAUCAAAUGAUUAUCAGAGAUCUGGACAAUAUCGUAGAACCAGACAUGACAGCGUGUAUCAGAUCACUCCUGUAUCGGCAACUAGCGAGUAUCAUACACAGACAGCCGAGAUUUGUCAGAAAUAACAACAUCUUAGCAGAGGAAUUUUACAAGAAUUCACUAACUAUGGUAUAUCCUAUAAGUGGCUUUGAUGACCAACAACUCUCGGGUAAGACCAACCUUGCCUUGUUUCAUUACCUAAAUGGGGAAUACAAGGACGCCAUGACAGCUCUGUGUGACGUUGAGAAUAUACUGAACCAAGCUGACAUGAACCGAACUUUACUUCUUUACUUCGUCGGUGAGGAUCUCCCACGGCUCUGGCGUGAUCCGUUCCUCACUAAGAUGAUUCAAACACUUUCUGUAGAAGUAGAAGCCCUGCCUGUCAAGUACAACGCAUUAGGUUUUUACAUAUUAGCUAGGUGUAUGGACGAGUUGUACAACAAAGGUGAGAUAUGCAUACAACGAGCGAGACUAGAAAAACUCAAACGCUCUGUGCUGGUGAAUGAGAGGCGACUGUCCGCGUUAGAGAAAUACCAUCGUAUUUACACCGCUCUUAUACUAGACGCUGCUUAUACAGUUAUUACAGAGCUGAUUGCGAAGUUGCACUCUAUGCUUUCUACCUAA